AUGGUCAGUGGCGUGGAUUCCGUGGUCUUUGAUGAUGUGGCUGUGGUCUUCAGCCCAGAAGAGUGGGCUCUGCUGAAUCUCGCUCAGAGGAAACUCUACAGAGACGUGAUGAAGGAAACCUUGUCGAAUUUGGACUCAUGUGAGAGCAUUGACCGCGUGUGCCGCUAUCAGACACUGAGAGAGUGCUGUGAGUUUGGAAAAGCCUUCAAGCAUCCUGCUACUUCGCACGUUGGAUUCAAUAUCUGCCAGUGUGUGGAAUGUGGAGAAACCUGCAGCUGUCCCUCUCACCUCACCAAACAUGAAAGAACUUACAAUGGAGAGAGGCCUUAUGAAUGUAAGGAAUGUGGGAAAGCUUUCUGGCAUCUCUCAGUCUUCUCUAAACAUAUCAGAACUCACAGUGGAGAGAGGCCUUAUGAAUGUCAGGAAUGUGGGAAAACCUUCAGUGAUUCCUCAAUCCUCACUAAACAUAUAAGGACUCACGGUGAAGUUAAGCCGUAUGAAUGUAAGGAAUGUGGGAAAUCCUUCAGGCAACUCUCAACCCUCACUGAACAUGUUAGAAUUCACAGUGGAGAGAGACCUUAUAAAUGUAAUGAGUGUGAGAAAGCGUUUAUUAAUGCCUCUUCUCUCACUGAACAUAUAAGGACUCACAAUGAAGAAAAACCUUAUGAGUGUAUGGAAUGUGGGAAAGCUUUUUGGCAUCUCUCAGUCCUCUCUAAACAUAUCAGAACUCACAGUGGAGAGAGGCCUUAUGAAUGUCAGGAAUGUGGGAAAGCCUUCAGUCAGGCUUCAUCCCUAACUAGACAUAUCAGGACUCACAGUGGAGAGAGGCCUUACGAAUGCCAGGAAUGUGGGAAAGCCUUCAGUGAUUCCUCAACCCUCAGUAGACAUGUAAGAACUCACAGUGAAGUUAAGCCGUAUGAAUGUAAGGAGUGUGGGAAAUCCUUCAAGGAACUCUCUACUCUCACUGAACAUGUUAGAAUUCACAAUGGAGAGAGACCUUACAAAUGUAACGAGUGUGAGAAAGCAUUUGUUAACGCCUCUUCUCUCACUGAACAUACGAGGACUCACAGUGGAGAGAGGCCUUACAUAUGUAAGGAGUGUGGGAAAGCUUUCACACAUGCCUCCUCCCUCACUGAACAUAUCAGAACUCACAGUGGAGAGAGGCCUUAUGAGUGUAAGGAGUGUGGGAAAGCCUUUUGGCAUCUCUCAGUCCUCUCUAAACAUCUAAGGACUCAUAGUGGAGAGACACCUUAUGAAUGUCAGGAAUGUGGAAAAGCCUUUAGUCAGGCUUCAUCCCUAACCAGGCAUACAAGAACUCACAGUGGAGAGAGGCCCUAUAAGUGUAAGCAAUGUGGGAAAGCCUUCAGUGAUUCCUCAGCCCUCACUAGGCAUAUAAGAACUCACAGUGGAGUUAAGCCGUAUGAAUGUAAGGAAUGUGGGAAAUCCUUCAGGCAGCUCUCAACUCUCACUGAACAUAUUAGAAUUCACAGUGGAGAGAGACCUUACAAAUGUAAGGAGUGUGAGAAAGCAUUUAUUAAUGCCUCUUCUCUCACUGAACAUAUAAGGACUCACAGUGGAGAGAGGCCUUAUAUAUGUAAGGAGUGUGGGAAAGCCUUCACACAUGCCUCCUCCCUCACUGAACAUAUCAGAACUCAUAGUGGAGAGAGACCUUAUGAGUGUAAGGAGUGUGGGAAAGCCUUUCGUCAAGCCUCCUCCCUCAUUAAACAUAUAAGAACUCACAGUGGAGAGAGGCCUUACGAAUGUAAGGAAUGUGGAAAAGCCUUCAGUCAGGCCUCAUCCCUCAUUAAACAUAAAAGAACUCACACUGGAGAGAGGCCCUAUAAGUGUAAGGAAUGUGGGAAAUCCUUUACCCAUGCCUCAUCCCUCACUAGGCAUAAAAGAACUCAUGGUAGACAGAGGCCUUAUGAGUGUAAGGAAUGUGGGAGAUCUUUCAGACAGCUCUCAGCCCUCACUAAACAUAUAAUAACUCACUGGAGAGAAGCUUUAUAUAUGUAA
Molecule: messenger RNA, 2016 nt
Organism: Chrysochloris asiatica (Cape golden mole)
Lineage: Eukaryota; Metazoa; Chordata; Mammalia; Afrosoricida; Chrysochloridae
Product: zinc finger protein 420-like
Exons: 5
Coding region: 1-2016 (671 amino acids)
Biological process (GO): negative regulation of transcription by RNA polymerase II
Molecular function (GO): DNA-binding transcription repressor activity, RNA polymerase II-specific
Source: RefSeq, a predicted model, not a curated record